AUGGUCGACAUAUUUACUCAAGUAAAAAAAGAAACCCGAAAGAGUAGGGGUUACUCUCUCUUUCCGUACUUUCGUUUUGAGAAAACCCCGCGAAAUUAUGGGAGAAGAAGUCGACAUUGCUUUGAAUUUGAUUCGCUAAUUGGAGACCUUCUCCUUCAACCAAAAUUAAGCAAGGGGAACCAAUCGCAGCCAGUCUCCGACGACUCUAUCAACGUUAUGGAUCUAACUAAACCACUCCGCUGCAUCGUAAAACUGGGGGGUGCGGCUAUUACUUGCAAAAAUGAAUUGGAGACGAUACACGAAGAAAAUUUGGCUACGGUUUCCUUACAUUUGAGGAAAACUAUGGUUACUGGGUCUUCUUCUGAAAGUACUAUUGGAAUGGAUUGGAGCAAGCAGCCUGGAAAGUCCGGCAUUGAAUGUACUGCUGAUGAUUUCAGAGAACAUGAAGUUGGCCUUGCAAGUCCCUUUAUAGUUGUUCAUGGAGCUGGUUCUUUUGGGCAUUUUCAAGCAAGUAAAUCGGGGGUUCAUAAAGGAGGACUUGAUAGAUCCUUAGUCAAGGCUGGAUUUGUUGCCACACGUAUAUCCGUUACUUCACUCAAUCUUCAAAUUGUUAGAGCACUUGCGAGAGAGGGUAUUCCAUCGGUUGGAAUGUCUCCAUUUUCAUGUGGAUGGUCCACUUGUGAAAGAAAUAUGGAUGCAGUUGAUUUACAAGGGGUUUCUAAAGCCAUUAACUCUGGAUUUGUUCCUGUUCUGCAUGGAGAUGCUGUUUUUGACAAUUCCCUGGGGUGCACCAUAUUAAGUGGAGAUGUAAUUAUACGACAUCUUGCAGGGCAACUGAAGCCUGAUUAUGUUGUGUUCCUUACAGAUGUUUUAGGUGUAUAUGAUCGUCCUCCAACAGAGCCUAAUGCAGUCCUUUUAAGAGAGAUCGCUGUGGGUGAAGAUGGUCGUUGGUCUGUUAUACAACCUGUUCUGCACAAUGGUAACACAGAAGUUGAGAUAAGUGUAGCAGCCCAUGAUACAACUGGGGGAAUGUUGACUAAGAUAUCAGAAGCAGCAAUGAUUGCAAAGCUUGGCAUUGAAGUCUAUAUUGUAAAGGCAGCCACUGUCCACUCCUUGAGAGCUCUAAACGGGGAAAUUCGAGGCAAGAUUCCAGAUGACUGGCUUGGGACAACCAUUCGGUUUUCAGGAUAAGACCUCAAUCAGGUGCUUUCAGUGAAAUAUCUUAACUUACGAUCGACUCCUUCAAUUACUGUGUAGUAUUACAACGCGAGAUAACCAAACUGGAAGACCCAAAAUCUAAGGUUAUAAUUAUCGAGUUGUAUUGUGGAACCUCAUUAUGUCCAUGCAUCAUUGACAUUGUAGUUGAUCCAAGUAUCCGGCUUUCUGAUUGUUGGAAAGGGAUGAUUGGAAUUUACUUGUGCCAGUUUGUGAAAUUAGACUCAACCAGAAUCGUUUACUUUGAUGCUAACUACUGUUUGCUUGUUGCUUCUUAAAUUUUGUACACUUGUUUUUCCUCGGAAACAGAACUGAAGUAAGCCAUGCUUGUACGAAGUGCAAAGUACUUUAACACUGCCAAAACAAUUCAAUGGACAUUAUAAGUUAUUAUUAAUGCAUAUUGCCAUUUAGACUGA
Messenger RNA from Cucumis sativus (cucumber), 1631 nucleotides. Its product is annotated as isopentenyl phosphate kinase. Gene Ontology annotation, cellular component: cytosol. The coding region runs from base 1 to 1191 and encodes 396 amino acids. Gene Ontology annotation, molecular function: kinase activity. The transcript is spliced from 13 exons. The record is from RefSeq and is a predicted model, not a curated record. Lineage: Eukaryota; Viridiplantae; Streptophyta; Magnoliopsida; Cucurbitales; Cucurbitaceae.